CUGCAAUUAAACCUCACGUUGGCCAACCAUGUCUGCGACGGUGUCAAACUCAAUUCCAGUUGGGAGCAACAAUGUUGCCUCCAGGAUGGCAGAAAUUGCCUCAUCGUCAGAUGCCACCCUUUCCAAGUGGUCAAGCAGAUAUAGAGGGGCGACGGUAGAAGACCUGGAUCCUCCAUCCGCCCUGUCCUGUAAUCCCACCGACCCCAUAUCGCACGCGCUGCUCGCAGCCUACGAACGGGACUAUACGCACCUGACUGUUGUUUCGGCCCAGAACCGCGCACUCCUCGGCUACCUCUCGAUCCCGCACCUGCGGAUCCUCCUGGAUACAGGCAAGGUGAAGGAGACGGACGAGGUGAGCAAGGCGAUGAUUAAGUUCCGGAGACGGGGCAGGGUCUACCAAGUCAUCACGAUGGACACGCCACUAGAAGAGCUAGAGCUGUUCUUCAACGGCGGCGUGAACGGGGAGAAUGGCAAGCAGGAAUUUGCGGUAGUGACAGAUGAGAAGAGGAGAUUCGUUUUGGGAGUCGCUACGAGAGCGGAUUUGGAGGAGUUCGCGCGGAGGAGACCCGCGUGAUGCUUGAUUCGGAGCUUGAUUUACAUGUUUGGCGGUCGUGGAGUUUGGGGAUCUAGAGGAUGCAUUGUUCUCUGUUGCAUAUAAUGGAAGGCUAGCACUGCUGGCGUUGGGAUUUUCCAUUGGAUUGAUCUCGUACGGGAAUGUAGAGCAAGGCUCAACGUUCAAGACUUUGGCAUC
Molecule: messenger RNA, 751 nt
Organism: Amorphotheca resinae ATCC 22711
Lineage: Eukaryota; Fungi; Ascomycota; Leotiomycetes; Helotiales; Amorphothecaceae
Exons: 2
Coding region: 29-574 (181 amino acids)
Source: RefSeq, a predicted model, not a curated record